GCCCCUCCCCGCCUCCGGAGCCGAGCUCCUUACCUGCCCUCCACCCACCCGCGGGCCCCUCUCCAACUUCUCUCUGCAACUGGGGGUAACAGGCAGUCCUUGCCCCCUGUACUGUCCCAACGGCACCCGCAUGUCUCCGGACACCUGAACACCCCGGUCCCGCCGAGCAGCCUCCCUGCGGGGAGAAGAGCACCGGUCCCCCUCGCCCCGCACAUCACCGAGGACCUCACCUCGCGGUCCGGCCCCCUCCUUUUCCUCCAGGGCAGGAGGAUGGGGUUGGAAACGCUUUCCCCGAGGAUGCUCGCGUGGCUGGUGGCCUUGGGGAUUAUUGUCUACGGGGAACUGCGGGUCUGCGCUGGCUUCGAUUAUGAUUACACUUUUGAGGGAAACGAAGAGGAUAAAGCGGAGAUGAUAGAUUACAAGGACCCGUGUAAAGCCGCUGUGUUUUGGGGUGAUAUUGCCUUAGAUGAUGAAGACUUAAAUAUCUUUCAAAUUGAUAGGACAAUUGACCUUACACAGAACCCCUUUGGAAAAGUUGGACAUACCACAGGUGGAUAUGGAGACCAUGGUAUGUCAAAGAAACGAGGGGCCCUCUACCAGCUUAUAGACAGGAUAAGAAGAAUUGGCUCUGGCUCGGAACAAAACAACACAGUUAAGGAAAAAGUACCUCUAAAAUUCUCAGGGCAAAAUGAGAAAAAUCGAGUUCCUAGAGCUGCUACAUCAAGAACUGACAGAAUAUGGCCUGGAGGCGUUAUUCCUUACGUUAUAGGAGGCAACUUCACUGGCAGCCAGCGAGCCAUGUUCAAGCAGGCCAUGAGGCACUGGGAAAAGCACACGUGUGUGACUUUCAUUGAAAGAAGUGAUGAAGAGAGUUACAUCGUAUUCACAUACAGGCCUUGUGGAUGCUGCUCCUAUGUAGGUCGGCGGGGUAAUGGACCUCAGGCAAUUUCUAUUGGCAAGAACUGUGAUAAAUUUGGAAUUGUUGUUCAUGAAUUGGGCCAUGUGAUAGGCUUUUGGCAUGAACAUACGCGACCAGAUCGUGAUAACCACGUAACCAUCAUAAGAGAAAACAUCCAGCCAGGUCAAGAGUAUAAUUUCCUGAAGAUGGAGCCUGGAGAAGUGAACUCCCUGGGAGAAAGAUAUGAUUUUGACAGUAUCAUGCACUAUGCCAGGAACACCUUCUCAAGGGGGAUGUUCCUGGACACUAUUCUCCCUUCUCGUGAUGAUAAUGGCAUACGUCCCGCAAUUGGUCAGCGAACUCGUUUAAGCAAAGGAGAUAUUGCACAGGCAAGAAAGCUGUAUAGAUGUCCAGCAUGUGGAGAAACCCUACAAGAAUCCAACGGCAACCUUUCCUCUCCAGGAUUUCCAAAUGGCUACCCUUCUUACACACACUGCAUCUGGAGAGUUUCUGUGACCCCUGGGGAGAAGAUUGUUUUAAAUUUUACCACGAUGGACUUAUACAAAAGUAGCUUGUGCUGGUAUGACUACAUUGAAGUAAGAGAUGGGUACUGGAGGAAGUCCGCUCUCCUUGGCAGAUUCUGUGGGGACAAAUUGCCUGAAGUUCUCACCUCUACAGACAGCAGAAUGUGGAUUGAGUUUCGUAGCAGCAGUAAUUGGGUAGGAAAAGGCUUUGCAGCGCUCUAUGAAGCAAUCUGUGGAGGUGAGAUACGUAAAAAUGAAGGACAGAUUCAGUCUCCUAAUUAUCCUGAUGACUACAGACCUAUGAAAGAAUGCGUGUGGAAAAUAACAGUGACAGAAGACUACUAUGUCGGAUUGACCUUUCAGGCCUUUGAGAUUGAAAGACAUGACAACUGUGCCUAUGACUACCUAGAAGUUCGAGAUGGAACUAGUGAAAAUAGUCCUUUGAUAGGGCGUUUCUGUGGUUAUGAUAAACCUGAAGAUAUCCGAUCUACCUCCAAUACCUUGUGGAUGAAGUUUGUUUCUGAUGGAACUGUGAACAAGGCAGGAUUUGCUGCCAAUUUUUUUAAAGAGGAGGACGAGUGCGCCAAACCUGACCGCGGGGGCUGUGAACAGCGGUGCCUGAACACGCUGGGCAGUUACCAGUGUGCGUGUGAGCCCGGCUACGAGCUGGGGCCCGACAAGAGGAGCUGCGAAGCGGCCUGUGGUGGCCUUCUUACCAAACUCAACGGCACCAUAACCACUCCAGGCUGGCCCAAGGAGUACCCUCCUAAUAAAAACUGCGUGUGGCAGGUGGUCGCCCCAACCCAGUACAGAAUUUCUGUGAAGUUUGAGUUUUUUGAAUUGGAGGGCAAUGAAGUUUGCAAAUACGAUUAUGUGGAGAUUUGGAGUGGCCUUUCCUCUGAGUCUAAAUUGCACGGCAAAUUUUGUGGUGCUGAGGUGCCUGAGGUGAUCACAUCCCAGUUCAACAAUAUGAGAAUUGAGUUCAAAUCUGACAAUACUGUAUCCAAGAAGGGCUUCAAGGCACAUUUUUUCUCAGACAAAGAUGAAUGCUCUAAGGAUAACGGUGGGUGUCAACACGAAUGUGUCAACACAAUGGGAAGCUACGUGUGUCAGUGCCGUAAUGGAUUUGUGCUGCAUGAAAAUAAACACGACUGCAAGGAAGCUGAGUGUGAACAGAAAAUCCACAGUCCAAAUGGCUUCAUCACCAGUCCCAACUGGCCAGACAAGUACCCAAGCAGGAAGGAAUGCACAUGGGAAAUCAGUGCCACGCCAGGCCAUCGAGUCAAAUUAGCCUUUAGUGAGUUUGAGAUAGAGCAGCAUCAAGAAUGUGCUUAUGAUCACUUGGAAGUAUUUGAUGGAGAAACAGAAAAAUCACCAAUUCUUGGACGACUAUGUGGCAGCAAGAUCCCAGAGCCCCUAGUGGCUACUGGAAAUAAAAUGUUUGUUCGGUUUGUUUCUGAUGCAUCUGUUCAAAGAAAAGGCUUUCAAGCUACACAUUCUACAGAGUGCGGCGGCCGCCUGAGAGCCGGGUCCGCUCCGGGGGACCUGUACUCGCACGCCCAGUUUGGCGAUAACAACUACCCAGCCCAGGUCGACUGUGAGUGGCUGCUAGUGGCAGAACGGAGCUCACGACUGGAGUUAUCCUUCCCGAUUUUUGAAGUAGAAGAAGAGGCUGACUGUGGCUAUGACUACGUUGAACUCUUUGGUGGGCUCGAUUCGACAGCGGUGGGGCUCGGUCGCUUCUGUGGAUCAGGGCCACCAGAAGAGAUCUAUUCAAUCGGAGAUGCAGUUUUAAUUCAUUUCCACACUGAUGACACAAUCAACAAGAAAGGAUUUCAUAUAAGAUACAAAAGCAUUAGAUAUCCAGAUAUCAUGCAUACCCAAUAAUAACUAAUACCAAAACCUCCUCCAGAAAAUAAAGGAAUAUGUGUAAUGGAGAGAAGACCUAUUUUUUAUUAAAUGAAGAUAUUAGCACAAAUGUUUUAUAUAAUGAAUGAUAACAGAAGAAAACCGUAUGACCAGAAUUCUCUUUGUACUGAAAGAGACAUUUCCAGCUAACACUGAUCGGCGUUACUAGGAUAUCUGAACUCCAUGCUUGACGAUAUAAAUAAAGCUGGUGAAAGGGCAUCGUGUGUUUCAUGGAAGACUCCACAAGCUUUUGUUCACAGCUUGACACAGAUGCCUCACAAAUCAGACCGUUAGGGUCGGGGCCUGUGACCCUGCAGAGUGUUCUUUUUGACAAUUUUACAAGAUUUGGGGGAAAUAAAAUGAUCUUGCAGGUCAUAAACUAGAAAACCCUCUCCUUGUUUCUUAGGAUAAUUGCUUUGACUUUGUAUCUUGGACGCAGUGUAAACCAGAUCCAUAUAAGGUUAGUUAUGAAAUGGCAGUCUUUAGAGGGUGAUUUGUAUUUUAAAUGUAGGUGGGUCCAAUGUUUGGAAACUGGAAUAUUUCAGCUUCAUUAUUUUCACUUGCAGGCCAGAUUAACCUCUUUGAAACACAAAUCAUCUUGAGACCACUUUAUUUUACUGAUAUUUUGACAAGUUUGAAAUGUCAAAAGUUUCUAUUAUUGCAGUUAAACUGUAGACAUCAUUUAUUUAAGUGCUGGAAAGUGCCCAGUUGAUCAAUAAACUCAGUUCUUUCAGUGGAAAUGCUGCCUUUUCACACCAAAUCCAAGAAGCCUUGCGAUGUCUUAUGAACUUUAUGAGAAAAUUCCCAACAGGUGUGAACAGGAUUCUUCUAAGUGACUGCCAAAUGGCUCAUACUCAAGUUACCACUGCUGCUAUUGUCUUUCUUCUGUUGUGGAUCUGUUGUAGUUGUUACUGUUGAUGCUGUUAUGAUUAACGUUGUAUUUAAAAAAAUGAAAUGAAAUGAAGUGGAAGUAGGCCUUGUGAGAAUUGAAAGACCUCUCUCUCUCUUUUUUUUUUCUUCCUGGGAUUCACUUUUUAAAAAUGCAAUGUUGGAAAAAAGAAUUUGUUUCUGAAAGACUUUCUAUGGUGCUAUUCCAUAAACAUUUUUUAAACAAAGUUUUUGACCUUUGAGCCAACCACUUGUAGACUAUGAGUGUCUCCCUGUGUCUGGCUGGCGGCAUUUGAAGACUAAAGACUUGUUAAAUGUAUCAAGAGUGUGUCAUUGCAAGGGCAGCACUUGUCCUGUGGAACAGCUACUUUUAAUGCCUUAGAAUUCUUGCACAUGAUCAAACAGAUCCUUCUAGAAACAUAUCUUUUGAAAUAUUGAACAUAAUAGUAUAUGUUAAUUAGCAGCUCUAUGAGGACAGUCCAUUUCUGGGACAGAAUACUGAGUAUAAAUAUGUUGACAUGCUUUUGUUGUAGAAAAUGAUUUUCUGCUUUAAAGCCAUGUGUGUUUUUAAUAUUAAUGUAUGUAUAUGUGAGCUUGUCUGAGUGAGUGAAGCUAUAAGAAGAUGAAAAGUAGUGGGUGGUUUGAAAAGUUAAAGUUUAUGUGCCAAGUUCUAUAAGAAUCCUGUCUGAAGCAGCACCUUUCUUAGGAGGUUUCAUGGACAAAUAACGGGAACUUGUAAUUAUUAUCAACCAUUUAAAAAAAAAAACAACCCGGCUCUUUCAUUCAGAGAAACUCUAUUUUGAUAUUUUUUGAUGUUGAUGUAUAUUGCUCUUUGAAGUAGCUUUGUUUCUGUUAGCUGUCCAUGAACAUUCAACAUUUAAUAAAAGUGGGGUGUUUUUCUUCAUUUUACAAACCUAUUGACACAGGUGUAGUUUAUUUGUUUUUUUGUUAUUGUUGCCCUAAAGAAUCUUUUCUUGCCAUAUGAAUUAUAAUAUGUAAAUACAUUUUUAAAACCAAUCUUUUGAUCUUAUUGAAUGUUACUUUGGAAAUAUAUAACUAUUGCCUGCAAAAUAAUGAGUUUUUAGUGGAGCUGAUUUAUUCCAGUAACUUCUAUAUUUUUUUCACUAAUCUCCAAUUAACCAAAAUUUACUAGGACUGGGAAAGAGAAAAAGAAAAAAACAUUAACACCUAGGGUACUACACC
This is a messenger RNA of Pteronotus mesoamericanus, 5421 nucleotides long. RefSeq names its product tolloid like 1 (gene TLL1). The transcript has 21 exons. Gene Ontology annotation, biological process: proteolysis. The record is from RefSeq and is a predicted model, not a curated record. Lineage: Eukaryota; Metazoa; Chordata; Mammalia; Chiroptera; Mormoopidae. Gene Ontology annotation, molecular function: serine-type endopeptidase activity; zinc ion binding; calcium ion binding. Bases 271 to 3309 code for a protein of 1012 amino acids.